CAAAUUCUUAUUUUCGUAACUUUUUGUUCGUUAAUUUGAUUGCAGUUAUCAGUAAUUUAUUGAAUGUUAUUUACUUGUAGUUGUAUAAAGUCUACUGUAAUGUAACAGACAGCAAAUUUUGGUGCAUUCACAAUCUUGCUAUUGCUUGAAAGCACUUCUCUAGUUUGGUCUUGAUAGCUUUCUUCGACAAUUGAUUUACUUGCCUAGUUUUUGAGCCUUUACUUUUAUUGUACACGUAAGUAAAUACUUUUAUUGAAUUGAUUGUGGACGGUUUGCGAACAUUCUUUAAAUAUGUCGUGAACUAUCUGAAGUGUUCUCGAUAUCAAGUAAAAAUUCAAACGUCCUUUAGGUUUAGACUACUACAGUUCCUUGAAUAAGCUACUGACAUAAAACUUAAUGAAUAACAUUCAUAUAGAAAAUCCUUCGACUUUUAUAUUACUAGUAAAGAUUGAAACCUAUAGACUGAUAACAUUGUAUGAUCUUACUUCCUCCUGUUACCCCGAUGGAGAAACAUAGGCCAACCUUCAGUAUUCUCCAUCUAAUUCUGUCCUCGACAAUCCUUCCCGGUUGCUAUUCAUCUUUCUCAUGUCUUCUUCCAGUUUUCAACGUAGUGCGUUCUUCGGACUUCCUCUUCCUUUCCCAUCCAGAAUUUCACGUUAGAGCUUGCCUCGUGAUGCAGUUUGGUGAUUUUCUCAGUGUGUGUCUUAUCCACUUGGGGCGCCUUUUCCUAAUUUACUCUUCAGCUGGGAGCUGGUUUAUCUUCUCUUACAGUAGUGUGUUGCUGAUUAUUUUCGGCCAACAGGCAUUGAGUAUCUUGCAUAGACAACUGUUUAUAAGUACUUGUACCUUUUUGAUGAUGUUUGUGGUAGUUCUCCAACUUUCAGCUCCGUACAGUAGAACUCCAAUCAUAUUACUUUGUAUAAGCUUCUUGGUCAUAUCUUUUCGUAUCAUAUUGUUUAUGUUCAGCCUCUUUUGUUAUCAUUACAAACAGAUUAUUUUAAUUUCUUUCUCAUUCAUCUUGUUAAGUCACUCUCUUUGUGCUGAUAUGGCAUGUAAAUUUGGGCCGACGCAUGUUCGUAACAGGCUCUGCGUUAAUUAUGUUUGAAUCAACGACAUUUACCUAUAAUUAAGUUGUUUUUACACUUUAAAUAGAUUAUCCAUACAUUUGUUCAUUAAUUCUAGAAAUAUGUUGAUGCAAUUUGUCCACCUGACUCACGAAGUGAAGAAGAUGAGAUUCUAUACGGUGUUGGCUUUGGAUUUGAAUUUCUACAAAAAAUUAACCCUAAUUAUCAGUCUAGAGGAAUUAAUAAUUACGAAUACCGUGAACGGUCAGGAAAACUUGGUAAAUUACCUAAAACAGAUGGAGAUAUAUUUAUUCAUGCUAAAUGUCAUGAAUAUGGUAAAUUGUUUGAAUUGACACAAGCUAUUAUCAAUAAUUUACCAAAUGGAUCUGUAAUCAAAUUUGAAGAUAUCUACGGAUGGGUUUAUCGUAAUGGACGAGAUUUGAGUGGUUUCAUUGAUGGCACAGAGAAUCCGGCAGAUCCUGAUGAACGAGCUGAAGUGGUGAUCAAUACAAAGACCGGUGGAAGUUACGCUGUUGUUCAAAAAUGGGUUCACAAUAUGGAUAUGAUUCGGACAACAAAAGGUAAAGUAUAAUAUGAAUUCAUUAUAUUUCGUGGUUUCUCAUCAGUCGCCUACAAUCAUAUAUGUAUUGAAUGUCAACAUUAAAGUAAUAUAUCGAGUGAAACGAUUGACAUAUGAAUGAAAAGAAUUGAAACGACUAAGGUUAUCAAUAAUAAGUAUAUGUAUAUAUGUGCAAGAACAGGCCGGAGGUCAUUUGGUGUUAGAAUCUAAAACAAGCAUAAGGGAUGGGUUAUGCAUUAAUCAAGUGAGGUUUAUAUAUGAUUCCUGGAAUUAAAAAAAAUAAUCGAUACGAUGUGUUACGUAAACUCUGUGAGUAUGGGAAAUACUAUAUCUUUUCUACUUCAAGGACUAUCGUCCUUAAUGUUUUGACUUAGAUAACUCCAGAGAGUUGUUGACACCAUAAGUUAGUUUUGGCUAGAUAAACGUUUUGAAAUCCUAAAACUAAUUUAUCACUGAAUUUUUUUUUGCGGUUUUUAAUGUUUCACCCGUUCAAAUCCGCAAUACUCUCCUAAUAGUCGAAUCUAAUAGUUUUGAAAUAAGUUGGUUACCUUAAGACUACUGAGUUUUUUGUCAAUUAGUGAUUCACAUUACCUACUUUAGUCAAAUUUUUGUACUAUGUAAUCAUUUCUUUUUACUAUAGAGUAAUAUCAAUCUUCACUGUUGACUUUACUUUGCGGAUUCUCACCAUCUGCUUACAAUUGUAGUCAGUAUACGAUUAGGUGAUAGAGAUUAAAUGACUGAAAAAAUUGUAGUGACAAUAAGUAUCAGUACUGUAUAUACAUAUAAGUGAAUAAACACGUCCACAGUCAAUCGAAGAUAGAUACAGAGGAUAUGAAGGUGAAUAUGGAAGUAAUUGUGUUCAUGCCAAUCUAUAUACAUUGAAAGAACAAUGAGAAGUAUGUAUAUUUUUAUUUCCAUAUUCCAAAGAGUUUGAAAAGGAUAGUUGCCACAGUCUUAAACAGUCCAGUAAGUUAUCGUCUAAUCAACACCUAGCGUAUCAUUGAUAUUCAUCAAUUAUUUGAAAUAAUUACUAGUUAAGACGAUACAACACCUUUAUACUUCUCUUAAACAGUAAUAAUAAGUACAGGGAGGCACCAAAUACAUAUGCGCCACACAGAUCUAAUUUUAUAUGUGUGAGGGCUGUGAUACUGCCCGGGUGCCCAAACCGAAGCAGGUGGUUUUCUUAGGGGACCACACUCCUAGCCUUUGACCCAAAGGUCUGAUCCACAGGGCAGUGGAGCAUCGUGAGGAGAUGCAUUCCCAUGGUGGCCGGUGACCAACGAUUGGUUCAUACGCCAUUUGUUCCCGCAGGAUACUGGAGCCCAUGUGCACCAUUGGUUUGGAACCCGGUUAAAGCGCCGGAUGUUCGCUUUUCUUCCUCUCAUUUUCGUGAACAACACCCCCACCACGAGAAGGCAGUGAGUAGGACUUCUCUGGCAGAGGCUGUAUACGCGUGGCUGUGUGAGAGCAUUUCGAGAGGGAGGGCGGGCCCACCACACUCUCGGCCAUACCAGGGCAUUUGGGGAACUUUUACAUUACUUAAAGCGACAUUUCUCAGUCUAAUUCAUAAUUUGGAGAUUGUAAUAAUUUAAUAAUUAAAUUCAUGAGUCAUUUGAAGCUAGAACAUCAUGGAAAACCUGGAAGCACUGGAUAGCCGCUUCAUUCACCAUUUGAUGUCGAAUCAGUUGUCUAGGACCAAUGGGUCCUGGGUUCGAUUCUCACAGGACAGGAUCACGGAUACACACCGCUCAGGAGUUCCAUACUAAGAUGAAACGACUGUUCAGUGUUUCCAGUUGUCUGAUUGUGGUCUAUCUUCAAUUGACUCAUGAAUUCAAUUAUUAAAAUUACUAUCCUCUCCAAAAAAGCCCUCUGAUUAAAAUCUUUUAUUAUCAUUAUUGUAUUUUCAGUUUUGUUAUUCAAUCUUCACUUAGAUUAAUUUUAGUUCACACAUGAUUUUGACUCAUUUAGUUCAUAAACUAUUACAAACUUUUCACUAAUUAAGUAUUACGCAAUCAAUCUUAUCAGUUUAUAAAUCUUUGAUCAUUAUGACCUCUUUUAACUUAUAGUUUCAAUGUAUCUAUUUCAAAUUAAUCUUACAUAAUCUAAUUCACACUUUUUUUUCGAUUUCUCCAUCAUUAUUGUGUAAUUUUCACAGUUAAAUUCACGAAUCGAUCUAACUUAGAUCACUAUUGAACAUCUGGAAGUACUGGAUAAUUGUUUCAUUCUAAUAUGGGACUCUUUAUCAGUGCCCAUCCGUGAUUGCACACUUAGGACUCGAACUAGAACUAACUUUCGGUCUUGCACAUGAAUGCUUCACUUCUAGACCACUGAACUGCCAUCCGACGGUAAGAUAAAACAACCAUGCAGUAGUUCCAUGUUUUCAAUGAUGAUCUAGCUGAAAUCAAUCCAUGAAUUCGAUUGUGAAGAUGAUACAAUCUCCACAAAUCGCUAUACUGAUAUUAUGGGAUUGUUUCAUUUUAUGAUGUAUUUUAAUAUGAAUAUGAUUAUAAGCAGUUGAGGAUAAACUAAAGAAUGAAAAAUGUAUUUAUAAUAUUCAAUGUCAGUUGUCCUGUUUAUUUUAUCCUUGUUAGUGGUUUGGUAAAUCUUUUCUCGAUGUAUGAUUCGUAAUACUUUUUUAAAUAAUGACCCAUAGUGUAGGCGAUCUGUAGGUUUCAUAUAUUUGACUUCUUUUUUUAUUUAUAAAUUUGAUGGUAAAGUCAAGUCAACAUUUGACUUACUUACUUACGUCUGUUACCUGAUGGAAGAGCAUAGGUUGCCGACCAGCAUUCUCCAACACUGUUCUGGGCUUUCCUUCGUAGUUGUAUCUAAUUGUUGUUCAUUCUCCUUAUGUCUGUCUCCGUUUCUCGGUGUAAUGUGUCAUUUGGUCUUCCUCUUCUCCUUUGGCAUUGAGGAUUCCAAGUAAGAACUUGCCUUGUGACGCACUUGGGUGCUUUCCUCAAUAUUUUUCCUAUUCACUCCCAGCGCUUCUUCCUGAUUUCUUUCUCCGCUGGAACCUGGUUUGUUCUCUCCUACAGUAGGUUGUUGCUGUUCGUGUCUAGUCAACAUAUCAGAGGUAUUUUGCGUAGAAAAUUGUUAAUGAACACUUGUAUCUUCUGGAUGAUGGCUUUCGUCGUUCUUCAAGUUUCCGCGUUAUACAAUAGAACUUUCUUGACAUUUGUAUUGAAAAUCUCGACUGUGGUGUUGGCUGACAUUUGUUUUGAGUUCCAGUUAUUCUUCACAUGUAGAUAUGCUGUAGUCAACAAUUUAGACAGAAUAAAUUGAAUUCAUUUGCAUUUCGUAUCUUUUUUUCUUCAACCAUCAUAUUAAUGUGUGACACCACCUGAAUUUCUUCUUCUUUUUCUUCUUAUUAUUAUCAUUAUUAC
Schistosoma haematobium is the source of this 5027-nucleotide messenger RNA. RefSeq lists its product as uncharacterized. The record is from RefSeq and is a predicted model, not a curated record. NCBI's taxonomy places the organism in Eukaryota, Metazoa, Platyhelminthes, Trematoda, Strigeidida, Schistosomatidae. Bases 476 to 1105 code for a protein of 209 amino acids. The transcript has 3 exons.